Molecule: messenger RNA, 876 nt
Organism: Mesorhabditis spiculigera
Lineage: Eukaryota; Metazoa; Nematoda; Chromadorea; Rhabditida; Rhabditidae
Source: the annotation of a GenBank genome assembly
AUGUUGGCCCGGCUUCAGCAACGGCACGGUGAUCGCGACAAGCCGGUGAAGCGGAAGGACGACGGACACGACCUGGACCUUGUACUGGAACGAGCCGCGGCCCUGGCAAGUGAUUCGACAAGUGAUAGAGAACAAACGAUCCAGCUCCUCGAAGCUCAACUGCAACAAGAGGAAAACUCGUACAAAGUGACGCAGAUCCGGAAAGCCCUUCUCGAGCUCAAGCCCAAGCCACAGGCCUCGACGGCCCCGUUCCAAUUCGCAGCGCAACCACAGAAGCCGAUAGGAGCUUUCAAGUUUUCUGCACUGCCGUCUCGACCUGCUGCUCCCCAGGCCCAGGCUUCUGGGCCCCUGAUCCCGAAUAUGCUUGACGGCUCCGAUCUUUUCAAGAUUGAAAACAUCGACGGCGAGGAGCGGCGCUUCGACGAGGCCACAUCAGUCGAUGGGGAAGUCGAGCUUCGGAUCUCGAACAUCAAGAACAGCACGUUGCGAAUCUCUUUCCCAACGCACUCGGUGCGAAUGCGGGAUAUUCAGGAUUCCACCCUAGUCCUCCACCCGAGCACAAGCUCCAUCUCGAUUGAUGACGCGAAAAAUGUGAAGCUCUUCUGCCGAGGGGACCAAAUUCGGAUACAUCGCUCGUCUAACACGACGCUGUACUGCGCAUUCAAGACCGGGAUUAUCAUGGAGCAUUGUCGAGGGAUCAAGUUAGCGCCCUACCGCGUGCUUGGCAUCGAUGGCGAAAUGAUAGAGAUAUCGAAGACCGAUCUAGAGAUGGCAGCACCCCAGGAUAUGGAUCAGCUCGGCCUCGAGGGGCCCCGGAAUUGGCACGUGGCCGAGGAGAGCGAAUGGAUUACAGAGAAGCUAGGCCCAUUCGACGCG